AAUUAAGUGAUGAGUGUGAAUUCUAUAAACCUUUGCAUGUUAUUUUGGCAUUAUUGAAGUAUGUCCGUGAAAUAAGAGUGUAAGUGCACCAAAGUUGUCUUUCUUGGGUAACCAUGCACAGAACCUUAGCAAGCUGUAGGUCAUGCAAGGACUCACCUUCCUCAUUUCCCUCAAACCCAAACCUUUCAUUCCAUUCUCCCUUCGAUUCUCAACCACCAUCGCCACCCCUUCAUCUCCAUCACUUCAACACAGCAUCGCCACCACACUCCACGCUCUCUGCGACUCCAACCGUUUCUCCGAAGCGCACCAAUGCUUCUCCAUUUCCCUCGCCUCCGGUUCCGUCCCCGACCACCGAACCUGCAACGUCCUCCUCGCUCGCUUGCUACGUUCCCGAACCCCACUUCAAACCUGGGCACUCGUCCGAUCCUUGAUCGUAGCCAAACCCGGUUUUGUUCCUUCUUUGGUCAAUUACCAUCGUUUGAUGGACCAGUUUUGCGUGUUUCGUCGACCAUGUGAUGCUCACAGGAUCUUUUUUGACAUGAAGAAUCGUGGGCAUUGCCCCAAUGUUGUUUCUUACACUACUUUGAUUAAUGGGUAUUGCUCUGUUGGUGGGAUUGGAGAUGCACGUAAGGUGUUUGAUGAAAUGCUUGAGAGUGGUGUGGAACCGAAUUCGUUGACUUACAGUGUUUUAAUUCGUGGGGUUCUUCAGGAGAGGGAUUUGGAAGGUGGGAGGGAGCUGAUGUGCAAGUUAUGGGAGAGGAUGAGUGUGGAAGUUGAAUCGGGAGUGAAGGUUGCGGCUUUUGCAAAUUUGGUUGAUUCUUUGUGUAGGGAAGGGUUUUUCAAUGAAGUGUUUAGAAUUGCAGAAGAGUUGCCAUGUCAGGGUAGUUUGGCUGAGGAGGUUGUUUAUGGCCAGAUGAUUGAUUCACUCUGCAAAGUUGGAAGGUAUCAUGGGGCAGCUAGGAUUGUUUAUGAGAUGAAGAAGAGAGGAUUUGUUCCAAGUGAUGUGUUGUAUAAUUAUAUCAUACAUGGGCUUACCAAGGAUGGUGAUUGUAUGAGGGGUUAUCAAUUGUUAGAGGAAGGAGUUGAAUUUGGAUUCUUGCUGUGUGACCAUACUUAUAAGGUAUUGGUGGAAGCUCUUUGCCAUGUGUUUGAUGUGGACAAGGCAAGGGAAGUUCUGAAACUCAUGCUGCGUAAGGAAGGCGUUGAUAAGACUAGGAUUUACAACAUCUACUUGAGAGCUCUUUGUCUUGUGAACAACACAACAGAGCUUUUGAAUGUUCUUGUGUCUAUGCUUGAGAGCCAAUGUCGGGCUGAUGUGAUUACCCUCAAUACGGUUAUCAAUGGGUUUUGCAAAACAGGAAGCGUUGACGAGGCUUUGAAAGUAUUGCAGGACAUGUUAAUGGGCAAGUUUUGUGCACCUGAUGUUGUUUCAUUCACUACAGUAAUAUCUGGUCUAUUGGAUGCUACAAGAGUCGAUGAAGCUUUUGAUCUUUUUCAUAGAGUGAUGCCUGAAAAUGGUUUAAGACCUUGUGUUGUGACUUAUAAUGCUCUUAUCCGAGGCCUAUACAAACUGAAGAGACCGAAUGAUGCAUUCGGAGUUUAUAGUAGUAUGGUAAGUGAUGGCAUUGGUGCAGAUAGUACCACUUAUACAAUUAUAGUAGAAGGUCUAUGUGAUUGUGAUCAAAUAGAAGAAGCAAAGAGUUUUUGGCAUGAUGUUAUAUGGCCUUCAGGGAUUCAUGAUAAUUUUGUUUAUGCAGCAAUUCUGAAAGGGCUCUGCCGCUCUGGAAAUUUUAAUGAGGCUUGUCAUUUCUUGUAUGAAUUGGUAGAUUCUGGGGUCUCUCCAAAUAUAUUUAGUUAUAAUAUUCUUAUCAACUGUGCAUGCCAUCUAGAUCUCAAAAGUGAAGCUUACCAAAUUGUUAGAGAGAUGAAAAAGAAUGGACUGAACCCUGAUUGUGUGACAUGGAGGAUUCUUCACAAGAUACAAGGAAAAGUGAGGAAGCAAACUCUUUCUGAAUAUCAAAGCUUGUCAAUAAAUUAUGAAGGUCAGGACAUGGACAAUAUAAGUCAGGAUAGAAGCAAAUGGAAGUUUGUACUUUCGAACAAAAACAAAAUUGGGUUUUAGUUCAGAGGAUCUACAGCAUGGAUAAGGCAUUGACCUUUGAAUAAUAUCAAAGAGGAGCAUUGAACUAGGAUGUCCAGGGCUAAACCUAUGGAUGUUACCUCAUAACCACGAUGCUGCAGACUUGCUGAUGUACAUAUUAUGGUAAUAUGUGACAUCCAGAACAUAGCUGAAACCGAGUGUGAUUUGUACAAUGAUUACGAAUCAACGCUGGAAACAGUUUCUUGUGUAAAAGUCACGGUAAGGCUGCAUACAAUAGACCAUGUGGUCAGUCCCUUCCCGGAACCCUCGAUGGUUGUCCUUUUUUGAUUAUGAAUCAGCGGUGAAAUCAGCAGUUUCAUAUAAACUAGUUUCCUUACAAAGGCACAUAGACAAGCUUCACAUUUGAAGCAAAUGAAAUCUUCUAUGCUAAGUUCAGUUCACCAAUCACUUACAAUAAUUAGCCAAGGAAGCCAUUCUUGUAUGAGCACUAAUGUAUUAUAGACAGCCAAUUUAAAGGCCUAUUGAAUUAUUUUCAUAUUUUCUUAAGCUCUUGGUUGGUUGUAUAAAGAUUGUGCUCAUCUACAAAUAAAAGGUCACAUUACAAAAA
Lotus japonicus is the source of this 2708-nucleotide messenger RNA. RefSeq names its product pentatricopeptide repeat-containing protein At3g18020. The record is from RefSeq and is a predicted model, not a curated record. NCBI's taxonomy places the organism in Eukaryota, Viridiplantae, Streptophyta, Magnoliopsida, Fabales, Fabaceae. Gene Ontology annotation, molecular function: protein binding.